Messenger RNA from Rotaria sordida, 1575 nucleotides. NCBI's taxonomy places the organism in Eukaryota, Metazoa, Rotifera, Eurotatoria, Philodinida, Philodinidae. The record is from the annotation of a GenBank genome assembly.
AUGAUCAGUCUCUUUGACCAACUGCCUGAUUUAAUAUUACUCGAAAUAUUUUCUUAUCUAUCUUGUGCUGAUGCUUUAUGGUCAUUUUCUAAACUCAAUUCUCGUCUGACAACAUUGUUAACAGAGCGAGGUUUUUAUCGUCAUGUUAAUUUAUCAUCAACUGGUAAAAAACAAUUCGAAACAAUUUUUUCAACACUUCGAUUAAAUGAAAUACAAUCACUUGUCAUUGAUCGUUGCACGUCACCUCUUCAACUAAAAAGAUGGCCUCAUUUAACACAUUUGACAGCAUUACGAUUACAAGGUGUACGCAAUUUUAGGGAGGGUGGUAUAACAAAAAGUAUGGCUUAUCCAUCAUGGAACAUGUGCGAAUUUCUCGAAAGAACACUUUGUUGUUUGCCUAAUCUUCAAUCACUUGAUUUAGGAAUGGAAACAUCUUUUGUUUUAUACAAGGAUUUUUGUGAUAAUUUUGGUUUUUGUUUACGUAAUAAAGGCCUUUUACAUCGAAUGGAAUCUUUACAUACAUUUACUUUUAUUAAAUCAUUUAAAUGCUAUUCAAAUGAGGAAUGGGAAUUUGUUAAUGUAUUGACAAAUUCUGAUAUUAUGCCUGUUUUACGACGAAUAAAUUUUUCUGUUUUUAUCGAUGCCAAUGAUCUGGUUCAGAUGACUCAUUCAAAUCUCUUUGUUGACGAUCGUCAUAUUGAUCUUCAUUAUGUUUUUAUGAUUAGUGAUGAUCGACAACAUUCUGAACUUGAUGAAUAUGUGCCACGUGGUAGUUUAUCACAUCCUCGUCAAAUAGCUAGUGUAACAUUUAUUUCUGAAUGUUGGCCUGUUGAUUCAAUGAUGCAUAAUCGUGAUGAAAUUUAUUUAAACAAACCUAGAAAUCGACAACAUAUAUUCUAUACUUUGCCAUGGGCUUUUAAUGAAUUUUUUCCAUUAUGUGUUCCAGAUGGAUAUAUUAAUGAAUUGGAAGUUUUUACAUCGACUUCUCCAGUUAAUAGAGUUGGUUCAUCACAUGUUCGAAAAUUCAGUAUAUCAAAUAAUUUUCCGUCAUUGGCUACUUCUUUUCCUCACAUAAUGUCUUCGAACAAAGUAGUUGAACUGCACUUAUCACGAUGUGAUAGAGAGUUAUCUGUAAAUUUACCAAUUUUUGAUCAUCUCAUUAUUACAGAUAGUCUUGACUUAUUGAAUAAGUGUUGUUUUUCAAGAAAUAUUCGAUCAAUUCAAAUUACUCUUAAUCAAGAAUAUAUUCAUUUGGCAAGAAAUGAUUGGAAUGAUUUGCCGAUUCUCUCUACUUUACCAUUUUUGAACUCUUUACGCAUACUUUUAUAUGAUAUGAAUGUUCCACCAAAUGAUAUAAGUCGCCAUAUCAUCGUAGAAACAAUAUCAAAUAUGUCUGACUUUUGCUUUUGUUUUCGGCGUAAAAAUUACGGAAAUCGUGAAAAUUUUGAAUCGGCACAUACUAUGCAGGCUAUAUUCAUCACACAAUUGCGGAAUGAUAUUCUUGCUUUACCAUUGAAUGAAAAACCUAGAAUUGCUGUUGAAAAGGGUGGCUAUGGACUUAUUGCAUGGUUUUGA